CUAUAUCCACGUUUCCCCUACACUAAAUCCUAAAGCCGCUAUGGGCAUUGCACGGCUUUACCAAAAGAAGGGAGCACACAGACCGAGACAACAGCUCUUCGCUUGUGUUUCAAACUUCGUCCACCGGCCUGACACGACGUUAUAUGUUAAUUAUAUGUUAUAACCAUACAGAAAGUGCGUAUAGAAAUUUGCUUCGGAUGUACGUGAGGAAGUCGGAGUGAUCAGCUCAGUUAAGCCAAAUAAUACGCACGAAGGUGUUGCCGCAGACCAACUACACCGAUAGCUUGUUACUGUGGAGUACUUCGGCAGCGCGGCGAGGCGAUGGCAUCGCUGUUGCUGCCAAUCCUAGCAUUAUGCGCCUUUCAGCUGGGAGCCUUUGCCCAGAUCAGUGCACCUAUUGCCCACAACAAGCAGCUCGCUGAUGCGGACAGCAGCAACAAGUACCGGGGAAGGCAGGCGGACAUGGACAAAGACGGCGACAUUCAGCACGAGGGCCCCGUCCCCGGCGCCCAGCGCUGCGGCCGCCACCGACUGGACCUGUCUUGGAUGAGCGAGGCAACCUCCUCCGUGUACGCCACUCCGCUCAUAACCGACCUGCACGCGGAUGGAAGGCGGGACAUUGUCGUGCCCUCCUUCGUACACUACUUAGAGGUGUUCGAGGGUCCCAACGGCGGCCAGGCGGUGGGGUGGCCCGCCUUCCACGCCUCCUCCGUACACGCCUCACCCCUGCUGUACGACAUUGACUUUGACGGCGUACGGGACAUCCUGCUGGCCACGUACGACGGUCAAAUCAUGUUCUUUAAAGACACGGGUGACAAGCUGCCAGAGGGGCUCCAGAUUAGCCGGCUGAGGGUCAGGAAGGACUGGUACGUGGGGUUGGACCCGCAAGACCCCUUCGACCACUCGCACCCUGACGUGGGGGACGGACAGGGGGCCCCCGGAGGAGGAAAGGGCAAUGGCAGCGGCGACGGCGGCGGUAGAGGCAGGAGGCCCCGAGGAGGCUCCGACACCCCCAAACAGGUGACUGCCUCUCACCCGGCAACAUCCAUGGAGGAACGAGUGCGGAAAUUUGUGCGGCAAAUCACGGAGUACAGGCAAAAGUACGGCGAUGCCGCCGCUGACAAGCUCAUGUCGGAAGCCCGCAACACCAAUGCCGUAUUCUACCAGGCCGUGAUGCAGGCGUUACGGGAGUCGUUACUCGCUACCGUACAUCCCGGUACGACAUCUGAUAGUAGUGGCAGUAGCAGUACGACGGCCCGUCGGCGGUUGCUACAAGCAGAUGCUCAAAGCACGGCAAACGGUAACAGCGGUGGAAAUGCCGCAACUGUGGAGACGGCUGGCGAGGGCGAGGUUAUUAGCAAGGAGGCCGCGGAUUCCUUCGAUAUCUUCUUUAACAAUAACGCCAACGACGGUACGGCAACUGAUGACGCUACUGCUCGAGCGGAGGCGGAGGCCGCCGCCGCGCUUCUCGCGGAGAGGAUACGACACCACGAAACGCAUGAUGCAGCUGAAGCCGCUAUUGCCGCGGGUAACAGCGGUGCUGCAAGUCUGGAUCCUGGCAGUAUCGGGGAGCUUGAUAGCUUCCUGGGGCGGUUGCAGUACGACGAGUUUGGAGACCUGGAGAGUACGGCAGCCUAUGUAGAGGGUACGGCAGGGGAGCAUGAGCAUGGAGUCGACCCUCGUGCCGCCGACGCCGACGAGCUGGUAGUUGACAGCUACAAGCACCUCUACUUGGGAGAUUACAUCAGCAGCAGCGGCGGAGGCAGCAGUGGGGGCAGGGGAAGAGGCUGGGCGGAUGAGGAGUUCACGCAGUCCACCCACCCCACCGCCUCCGCCGGCUACGUCUACGUGGACCCGCACAUCAUGGCCAACCCCGCCAUCGCCGACAUCGACGGAGAUGGGCAUGAUGAGCUGGUGGUGGCUGUGUCGUACUUUUACGACAGGGAGUACUACGAUGAUCCCGAGCACGCCAAAGACCUCAAGGACAUCGACAUUGGGAAGUACGUCGCAAGCGGCAUAGCUGUGUUCGAUCUGCGCACUCGCACGGAGAAGUGGGUGCAGCACCUGGACCUCUCCACGGACUCGACGCAGUACAAGGCCUUCGCCUACUCCGCCCCCACGCUGGUCGACCUGAACGGGGACGGCAAGCUGGAGGUGGUGGUGGGCACAUCCAUGGGGUUCCUGUACGUGCUGGACCACACCGGCUCCCCGCUGCCCGGCUGGCCCCUCCAGAUGGGUGAGAUCCAGGCUCAACCGCUGGUGGCGGAUGUGAACAACGACGGAGAGCUGGAGGUGGUGGUGGGCGACAUGCGCGGCAACCUGGCUGCCUUCAACUCCCGGGCCGAGGAGCUCUGGGAGCGGCACCUGCGGUCCGCCAUAUCGCAGGGCGCUGUGGCGGGAGACAUCGACGGCGACGGACAGCUGGAGGUGGUGUUGGGAACCAGCAGUGGCUACAUCUACGCCCUAGCCGGGUCUACAGGCUUGGACAUACCCAACUGGCCCUACCGCGCACGUGGCAGGGUCCAAGCUCCCCCCACCAUCACUCACCUCAUUGAGGGAAGCGGGCUGCAGGUUGUGGUUCCCGCCUUCGAUGGCUUCCUGUACGUCAUUGACGGCUUGCAGGGCUGUGCUGACGUGGCCGACCUGGGCGAGACCUCCUACUCCGCCGUGCUGGUGGACGACCUGGACGGCGACGGAGCGCUGGAGCUGCUGGCGACCACCAUGAGCGGCAACGUGUACGCAUGGGAGACGGGGGCGCCGUACCACCCGCUGGCAACAUGGACGGAGCAGGUGCUGGGUCCCAACGGUCAGGUGGCUCGCUACGGCUACGUGGGUAUCUCCGCCACCGGCCCCUCCCGCCGUCCCCGCGACGUGGCGGGCGAGCGGCUGCAGGUGGCGUUCGAGCUGCUGGACAAGCGGCUGGCGUUUGCGGAGAACGGCACCCUCAUGCCGGGGGGACGGGGGCCGUACAACGUGACGGUCGUACUCAAGGGUGUGGGUGUCCGUGAGAUGGGUGCGGGAGACGCCCCGGUGGUCGGGGUGGCGGACUCCUUCCCCGCACCCGGCAGGUACACAGUGGACAUCCCCUGCCCCAGGACGCUGGCCUCCGCCAUCGUGCGGUUGGAGCUGGUUGACGGCAGCGGGCUGCUGUACGCCGACGAGUUCCUGCUCUCCUUCCACAUGUCCUUCCACCGGCUGCUCAAGUGGGCGGUGGCGCUGCCACUGGGGCUCAUGACGGGGCUGCUGCUGGCGGCGCUGGCGGGAGGAGCGGGCGAGAGCAGGGGCGGGGUCGUACCCACGUAGGGUGCCAUGCAGAAGGAUUUGUGACUUCGGGACAAGCGGUUCCCUGGGGGGCUCUUGUCCGAGGUUGGUGGUAGCAGCUAUGGGAGAAGGCGGUAGGGGCAGGGGACGAAAGGCAGGAGGUCUUGUACCCACUUGAAGGAGGAGUCUGUUGUUACGGACAGGGCUUACGUGAGGAGUGCAUAAUAGGACAUUGCACGACGGUACCUCCAGCGCCGUACCUUGACGGUAGCGUUAGCGGCAACGGCGCGAAGCAGGGAGGCCCGUGACUGACAUGCACACGAUUGCUUUACACAUAAGAGGGAUAAGACGAGCACCUGUGAAGGGCGUGGAAGUUCGG
This is a messenger RNA of Astrephomene gubernaculifera, 3640 nucleotides long. Lineage: Eukaryota; Viridiplantae; Chlorophyta; Chlorophyceae; Chlamydomonadales; Astrephomenaceae. The record is from the annotation of a GenBank genome assembly.